GUAAAACAAAAUGCUUUAAAAAGUAAAUAUAGUAAUUGGAACUUUGUUUUGUUAAAUAAUUGAUGUUCAGGUAAGUUAUGACUAACUAUUAUUGACUUUCCAGGGCCUCCAGGAUGGGCAAGGUAAGUACAGGUCUAAAGGGCAUCUUUGGGUCAGGAUAACUGUAAGUACCAUCGGUAAGUAGUUGUAUGUUGUCUUGUCCGGGGCAGAUGGUCUAAUGAAGAACUGGUAAGUAUCAGUGAGUGUAGUCAGGGUCAAGGCAGGAAAAGCUUUGCACUUUCUUGAUGGCAUUUGUAGAAUAGAUUGAACUCCUCAGAAGUGCAAAGAAUGAAAUCCUACUUGUAUUUUCAGAUGCUAACCUACACGAGAACCUGGUAACCAGUCAUCCACCAUAGGAACGCAGCAAUCACCCUGAUACACUUCAUCAGUUUAUUUAAAUUUACAGUUCUGUUAAAUUUGAAUCAGAUUGGCUUUUCCAAUGUUUCUUAAAAUAUUUAAAUGAUCCUUGGCUGAAACAUUCCCCAUUCCAAUGGAACAGUGACACACACAUAUAACAAUAAUGUACAUUUAUGAAUUAGGUAGUUCUACUUAAUGCACACUGAAGAUUGGCAUGUCUAAUUUAACAUUCCAAUGAGUACAUUUAAAGGUCUGUACUUUUGUUAAAUUUCACGGCCAUGUUUGGUGUGCAUGUUGCAGUUGGUUUAAUGCUGCAAAGGCUUUAGGUCCUGUGUUGCUCCAUAAUUCCUGUAUUCAAAAUCUGGAAGUGUCCUUACCUUUAAAUGCAGAGCAAGGAUUUUAUCCUGGCUGAACAUCGCAACCUAGGGAACUUUUUUUGAAAACAAAAUAGAGCUUAAGUGUAAAUAGGAAAUCAUUUUCCAGGGUUGCAGUGUUCUAUACAGAAGAUGUUGCGUAACAAAAGAAGGAGUGUUUGCUACACAAUAUCGUUUUCUACUGAAUAGAUUACAGCUGUAAUGUGCUGUAUCACCACUUUGCAUGUUUGUAGCACCAUAAAAUGUGGUGUUGUUAGUUUCCUUGUGAAAAGGCAUUGUUAUUAGCUUUAAAAGGAGUGAAUACUUGACUGUUCACAAGAUAAUCCCUGGAGAUUGGCUGGCAUUGUGCACUGUAAUAUUAAAUAGAAAGUUUUUGCAGGCUGUUUAAAAACAAGUUGUAUUUCAUAAAUGUAAUAGAAUUUGAAAACAGUUUUAGAUAAUAAACAAAGCAGUGUCGUGGCCUUGCAAAAACCAUUAAAUAAUGCACAGGAGAUUUGUUAAAGGUACACAAGAUUAUAUGGCCGGUUUAGGUAAGACAAAUAAAGAAAAGCUUUUCCAUUAGCUGAUGGUACAAGGAUGAGGUAACAUAGAUUUAGACAUUUAGGCAAGUGAUACAGCAAACGUGAGGCAGAGCUUUUUUACACACCGAGUGCUAAUAGCGCGGAACUCGCAAUGUGUGUUGUGAAAGGGGAAAUAAACGUGCAGGACUAUGAGAAGACUCUGGGGAAAUGGGGCUGACUGUUUUGUGCUAUCAUGAGCUGGAAUGGACUUGAUGCAUUGAAUGACUGCUUCCUGUGUUGCAAUGACUUUGACACUAGAUCAGCGCUUCCCAAACUUUUUCUCAUGGUAGCCCUAUUUCGUCGUUUAAUACUUGCUUGAUAGGUGAGAACUUUGAGAGCCAGGAGGAGGGCAUGUUGGGGGCAAUUGGGAAGGGCUAUGAUAGUGGGGUAGAGGACCUGUGAUGGUGGAGGGGUCGGUCUGGAAAGCUGGCAAUCUCUGCAGCAGCCAUUGCUGCCAGGGAAAUUGCAACCCCCAUCUUUGGAUCCCAUCCUCCACUUUGGAAAGUUCUGCUCCAGAUGUUUUACAAAGAACAUCUAAGAAGAAAUGUAGCAGCCCGGUGCAAAGUUAAUUAUUAAAAGUUUUGCAGCAUGGAAAGAGGCCCUUUGGCCCAUCUGUGUCCGCACUCAUUAUCAAACAUCUCUAGUCAACUCUAGUCCCACUUUCUAGUAUUUGGCCUGAGCCUUUUAUAAAAUGGCAAGUAUUCAUGAAAAUACUUGUUAAAUGUGAUGUUUUCCACCUCUAUCCCCCGCUUCUAGACAGUAGAAACUUGAAUUUAAAUAAUCUAUCCAUUGGUUAUUGACCUCUCUAUUAAGGAAGUUGGAAGAUGUGAAUGAGACUGAGGGGUAAAGUUGAUGGCUGUUGCUUGAUAUGUAAAAUAACUUGACGGUGAUGUACCCCAGAACCAGUUCUGCACAUUUUGGAUUUGGUUAUAAGGAGUAGUAUAAGACUGAUGACUCAAAACUAGGAGGUUUAUUAUUCAGACUGUAAGAGAUUUGAGGUCGGUGCAGGUAGUGCAGUGUAAGGUAACUGAUCUUGGCAAGAUGACAAAGGAUAAGAGCAAACAGGGAACGGAGGUAUGCAGUAAAUGGACAGACACUGAAUUAUGUUAAUCUGCGGAGGAAGAUAUGUAUUUGAAUACAAACAAUAAAUGAUUAAAUUAUUAUAAAUUAAGAUAGUAUUUAGUGUCUAAUAAAUAGCAAAGAGACAAGAAGGAAGAUGUGUCACACAAUGGUUUGGCCACAUUCGGAGAAUGGUGCAAAUUUCAGUGCCUCAUUUCAAGGUCAGAUAUUAAAGUCGUGUAGAGGUUUCUCAGGAAGAUGCCACAGUGAAGUGAGAGAUUAGAAAUUUCUUUACGCUGAGGUGUUCGAACUUUGGAUUCGGGUGGCUACUGUUGCAUUUCUUUUAAAGGGAAAUGAGAUCAGCAUUUGAGGCAGAAGGAAAUACAAGAAAAUGGGGAGAGAGAAUAGGGUCACAGGAUUAACUGUAACUGACAGCCAAUUGCAUCCUUUGCUCACUGUUUCAAAAUACAAUAAUUUCAUUUACAACUGGUAUACGUAUUAAUGAAAAUUGUUUUCAUAUUCACCUUUCUGCGUAUAGUCAGGUACCUUUUCCUAUCAACUAGGAUAAGCUAUGCCAGGAAUAUUAUUACUCCUCUGUUCUCAACUUGCCCAUCACCAUGUUAUUAACAUCUGUCUUUACUUCUGUUGCUAGCCUGCUGUCAUUACCAUUGUGCAAUCAUUUUCCCUGUGCAGUAUGCAGAUAUUUUGUUUCAUGCAAAAUAUAUGCAAAUUGUUGCUUUUCCUGAGCAAUGCUUCUGAGAGGUACAGUGGUCUCUUUGGCUGUGAUGUAGACAUGUAUUUAUCAAUGUUCAACAUAACGCACAUAGGUUUUGCUGCUCCAACAUUCAAUAAGAUCGUGGCGCAUCUGAUUGUGUUCCGAAUUCCACAUUCCUCUCUAACCCUAUGACCUUUAAUUCCCUUGCCUAACACGAAUCUUUCUUCCUCCACCUUAAAAGAAAAAAAUCCGGUGAGCCUGCCUUCUGAGGCAAAGUUCCAAAGAGAAACAAAUUUUUUAUCUCUGUCCCAAAAGGUCACUCCUAAUUCUAAAACAGCCUGCCUCUUGUUCUGCACUCUGUUUUCAUUGAUUAUAAGGCUGGAUUUUCAGCAAUUAGGUUGUAGUAAAUAAGACCAACACUUUCAAAUAAGAAGACAAUACAGUUGUAUUGUGAAAGUUCCUGUUAAGGUUAGGAAUUGUAAUCUGUAACAGGAAUGAGGGACACAGUAUCUGGUAUUGUGUUACAACAACAAUUUUAUUAAAUAUAGUGAUAAUAAUAAUACUAUUAAAAAUAAUAAUUUGUUUAAAAAAGGAAAGGUAACUUUAUUGAAAAAGAAAAAACAUCUUUCGUGUGAGUGAGAAGAAAUGCACCUUUAUUACAGCACAAAGAGUAAACCCAAAUUCGUCUAUCCACAUUCCAGAAUGCUAAAGUAAUCCAAAAUUAGCCUAUCCAUGAUAGAUCAUUAAAAUGGUAAACCAACCCUUGCUACAUAAAUUACCAGGUCUCUGGAUAGCCUUACAUGGUAUGAUUCUCUGUUCAGCUGUUCUCAUCAGUUGCUCAUUGUUGUAGUGUGUAUUUCUGGCUCCAUUCCAGUUUUUUGAGGCUUUGACCUGAGUUUGCCCAAAUAAAAGGUCUGAACAAACCAUGAAUUGGUAUUUCUCUCAGAUUGGGAAAAAUCUGCACACUUACCAGAACUCAGAUUGUUGACCAUUCUUGAUGAUGUCACUCAUCUAUCUAGUGUCCAUCAUAGAAUCCCUACAGUGUGGAAACAAGGCCUUUGGCCCAACAAGUCCACACCAAUCCUCCGAAGAGCAUCCCACCCAGACCUAUUUCCCCACCCUUUCCCUGUAACACUGCAUUUCCCUUGGCUAACACAUCUAAUCUACACAUCCCUGAACACUAUGGUGCAAUAUAGCAUGGCCAAUCCACCUAGCCUGCACAUCUUUGGACUGUGGGAGGAAACUAGACCACCCAGAGGAAACCCACGCAGACGCGGGGAGAAUGUGCAAACUCCAUGUAGACAGUUGCCUGAGGGCGGAAUUGAAUCCGGGUCCCUGGCGCUGUGAGGGAGCAAUGCGAACCACUGAGCGACCGUGUUGCCCUAACCUCCAUUUCAUCAACCACCCUGUUGACAGGCUAAUCAUUGUCCCGACGUGUAGGUCAUGGGGUCAGUACAGUAAGGACAAUUGGAAAAAUCAGCUUUUGGGGAUAAAAAAGUAUCCAAUCAAUUCAACAACUGUAAAUAUUAUAUCCUUGGGAACAGGGCCCAAGUUUAUAGUUGAAUGUUGCAACAGGAUUGCACAAUUGGUUAAUUUUGACUUUUACAAAGUAUAAAUUCAGUUCGAGUUUACUUGAAAAUCAAAAGUUAAGCAGAAAUUAGAUAUAAAAGAUAAAAUUGUAAAAAUUGAUGAUUCUUGCUGUAGGCCUACAGUUCAUUGGAAUGUUCACACCAAAAUAUCUCUGAUGGCAUCUCACUGAAUUUGAUUCCGUGGGAGCAUUUCUGAUAACUUUAGGGAAAAGGAUUGCUGUGUAUUGUCACUGAAGGGGCUUGUAGCCUACAGAUGGGAAAAAAGUGAUUAAAAAUAAGAGAUUUUGUUGGGAAAAUUGGCAAACUGGACAGUGGAAGAAUUGCUGGUUAAAUCAGUUGGCUGGACAGCUGGUUUGCAAUGCAGAGUAAUGCUGACAACAUGGGUUCAAUUCCCACACUAGCUGAAGUUACCAGAAAAGAUUCUGCUGUCACUCUCCACCUGAAGAAGGACUGAGGCUCUGAAAGCUUGUGAUUGCAAAUAAACCUGUUGGACUAUAAGCUGGUGUCGUGUGAUUUCUGACUUUGUCCACCCCAGUCCAACACUGGUACCUCCACAUCGUGACGCACUCCACUCGCUUGAGGUGUAAUGACCUUCAGGUUAAACCAUUAUCCCCCCUCUCACUCUCUGUAAUGAGAGAGCAGGCCUGUGGUCCAUUAGGACUAUGACAACUUUUAUUUAAAAUAAAUAUUGCUGUAAUGAGUAAUCUUCCAGUGAGACUGUGUUUCCCAAAACUUGGAACUACAUCUGACAUUACUUUUCCUGUUCUAGUGUUCAUUAUUGUGAGGGGCAAGGAAUUAUACAUUACAAGAAACUACUAAUUUCCUUCACUGAUCUAAAUGAGAUGGAUUGUUGUACCAUCCUGUGGUCUGUUAGAUUUUUGGGACAUUUAAUAAGAUAGGAAUGAGGUACCUAAAGCAGUCAUCAAAGUUCUUGUGCCCUGUUUCUGUAUGUAGAAAAUAGCCACAGUUAAGAAACAGGAGCAUUGAUACCACUGUCAAAGUACUGACGCUUGUUAGAAGCAGAUUUUUUUUAUUCAUUCAAGGGAUGAGGGCGUCGCUGGCUAGGCAGCAUUUAUUGCCCGUCCCUAAUUGCCCAGAGGGCAGUUAAGAGUCAACCACAUUGCUGUGAGUCUGGAUUCACAUGCAGAUCAGACUAGGUAAGGAUGGCCAUUUCCUUCCCUAAAGGACAUUAGUGAACCAGAGGGGUUUUUAUGAAAAUCGAUUCACAGUCAUCAUUAGAUUCUUAAUUCCAGAUAUUUAUUGAAUUCAAAUUCCACCAUCUGGGUUCCCAGAGCAUUAUCUGGGUCUCUGGAUUAACAGUCUAGCGAUAAUACUACUGGGCCAUCUCCUCCCAGUGAUGAGACUUAAUAUAUUUAAACAAGAAUUGUACACAAUACAAUGAACUAAGCUCAUGCCUAAAAAUGCAGCAGUGUUGCUUGAUUAAAUUGGAAUUAUUUAUUUGUCAAAUACAUUGAGUGGUGGUUAGCCACAGUCAGACCAGUUAAUCACUUAAAGCACUGGGGUCUCUGAUGAGAUUGUUAGUGGGGAAUUUGCCAAUAAUUUCCAUUCUGACGGGGUAGUUGUCAUGGGUACACAGCCAAGGAGACUGAUUUAAGUUGUUACACUGUACACUGUUGAGGAGACUGAUUUAAGCAAAGAUUUUUAAACACAACACAUUGUUUUAAAACCAUGCAGUUUCUGCAGUUAUUACAGCCACUUCUAUCAAACCUAUGAUUCCUAUUUUUUUAAUAGUUGAUCUUGUAUUGUAAAUGUAGGAAGUAAAGUAACAUCUGUUACAUUAAUUUGUGAAUUGGUGUGAUUUGUAAACUUCUAACAGUCAGGUAUGGACUACUUGUUUGUGUACUAAAUUCUAAUUUUAAUUAGUUUUCAGGUGGAAAUUAUUUGGCCUAGAACUGUCUACUUCGUCUAUAGGUAGACAGGGUUUGUUGCUUUUGUGAUUACUUUUCUGAGGCCCAGAGCAUUUGGAGGUUGCUGGAAAAGAUGUAGGAAUGAUAGAUAGACAUUGUUAGUCCUGGAUGCUUCAAAUUUUCAGUCAUAAGAGCACGUGUGCUGUGACACUUGUGCUGUUGGUUUAGUGUCUGUAAAUUGUGGAGCAACAUGAGAUCUUCCUAAGCCUAACAAAUACCUGUCAGAUUUAUACAACAAUGAAACCAGUAUGGAUACUCCCUAGGUUUUGCGGGUAAGUUUUUUUCUGGAAGGGUAUGAGGGAGGUGCCCAUCCUGCCAGAACAUCGAACUAUGAGGGGGAAAUCUGUUUAUUUCAUCGUUUACAGGCCUCAAUGUCUGCAAACCAAGCAACAAAUAAUGAACAAUUUUGCCUCUUCUUUGUCACCAUUGCUAGACAAAUGUUUAUGGAUCAGCACAGAGACGAAAAAUGCGUCCUUUUGAAGGGUUUCAACGCAAGGCUAUUGUAAUUUGUCCCACGGAUGCCGAUUUAAAACAACGGACAAUAAAGCGCACUGAUGAGGAAGGAAAGGAUGUUCCUGAUCAUGCAGUUUUAGAAAUGAAAGCGAACUUCACUCUGCCUGAAGCCGAUGAGUUCCUGGAUGACGUCACCUACGUAGAGCUGCAGAAGGAGGAGUCGCUGAAGCUGGUGAGUGAGUACAACGAGGAAGGGAAAAGGGCCGGCCCUCCCCCGGACAAGCGGUUUGACAACCGAUCUGGUGGCUUCCGUGGACGUGGAAACUUCAACCGAUUUGACAAUCGUGGUGGGCAGGUGACACGUGGGUUCACCCGUGGUGGAUUCCGACCAGGCUACAAUCGUGGAAGUAACACACAGAACCGUUGGACCAACAGCAGCACCAACAACCGUGGUACCUACAAUCGUACCCAGAGCUACAACUCAACCCGCACACCCACCUACAACAAAACCAGCUACAAUCAGAGUCAGCCAGCACCAGCACCUGCACCAGCACCUGCACCUGCACCUGCGCCUGCGCCAGCAGCACCAACGACAGCACCGACAACGUACGCUCAGAGUUACAGUCAGGGCUACAAUCAAGCAUACACUCCUAAUUACAGCUACGGAAACUACAGCAGCUACGGGAGCUAUAACCAAGGCUACACUCAGCCACAGACAGCAACGCAACCUUACACCCAACAGUACCCCAACCAGUACCAGCAGUAUGCUCAGCAGUGGAGCCAAUAUUACCAGAACCAGAGUCAGUGGAACCACUACUACGGGAACUACAGCUAUGGGAAUUACUCAGGAGGCUCUCAGGGCUCUGGGACACAGUAAAACCCAAAUUCUAAAGCUAUCGUCACAAAACCAAUUUUUUAAAAAAAACACAAUUAUUCUACUAGCAGUCUGUUGUAUUUAAGAUUUAAAAGCUGCAUCAGGGUGUGAAACACACCAGUUUUCAGUCAUUUUAUUGUGUCGAUAUAGUAGUAGUGAUUGUAAAAUUAAAAAAGUUGCAAAGAAGAAGGAAUAAACAGUUUUAAGAUUCUGGGAUGUUUCGUGUAAUGACGCCUUUUUAGAUUUUUAUGUAACUUUUUACUGUUAAUAAGCUGUCGAUAUUUUGUCGGUAAUUAAUGACAAAAUUUCUUCAAAACAAUUAGAACCUUGAAUAUGUUAACUUUUUUUUAUAUAAUGUAUAACUAUUCAUGUGACUUUGCUUGUGCAUUUCUGUUGAGUCUGGUUGAAACGGCUUUUUGUAUCUAGGGAAGAUUUACAAUUGAAUGACACACACAGCUUUUUGGUGUUACUGCUCUCAAUAACAUUGUGUGAAAACUUGUGUUUGUGUGAAAUAUAAUUAAGGGCGCAAGGAAUAUUUUUGAUCUCAAUGUUGGGUUUUAGUAUUGUACCUAUCUUGGGUGACAAGGAACGCUCAGAACUAUAUCUGGACACGCUUCAGGUCUGGCAACUGUCCUAAUUGUAAAAAGCAGGGGUUCAAAUGAAGAACUAAACACUCCAUAUUGUGUACAAACCAAACCAAAUCACUUUACAAUAUCAUUCAGGCAGUCAGUUUAUUUCACUGCCACUUUGGCUGAUGAACUGAAAAAAAUUGUCUUCCAUCUCCAAAAGCUGACAAGCAUAUACUGUUAAUAAAAACACAUCUGCCUAUCUCUUAGUUUUUGUUUAUGUUUUGUUUUACUUCACUUCCUUCACACAAUCUUCAUCCCUGAAAGGAGUAUGGUAUGUAUCUGGUUGUAUCUGAAGAAGUGGGUGGGGGAAAGACAGGUGACUGCCUUGGUCAAUUAUCCUUCCUGAGGUGCUGUGCACGAGGAAGGUAAGUGAAGAUAUUCUAAGACUUGUUGAGACAGCAAAUACCCAGUAAUUCUGUAAUUCAAGCCUUUUGUCACAAGAAGUUGUGAUCUCCACUUCUGGAACAAAUUGUCUUUAUUUGGAAUACUCCAAAUAAGAAAACAAUUUUUGAAAAGCAUUGUUUGUUAGCUGGAGGUGAAUAACUUGAUCCAAAUCUAGACAUGAAAUGCCUACCUAGAUAAAUUUACUCAGAACUGAUUAGGCAGGCAAGAUGGGUUGAAUGCCUUCUGCUGUAUUAUUAGGUAAUUACGAUAUUUGAUUCAAUUGUGUUUACUCCCUGCAUGUUACUUGACCACUAAAUAUUUUCAUUUGAAGUUAUUCAUUAUGGGAUCACUCAUUUCUCUGCACUUGAGGCAGAUAAGGAUUUAUCACAGGGAAUCAAAUUUUGAACAUUCAAUUUACCGAAUUUUCUCCACUCUCCUGAUAUCUUGUCACUUGAGUGAAUAGCUCAAGUAACUCUUAAUAACCUAUUUUGGACAGGCAUGAUGAGAUGCAGGAACUCUUGGUUUGGAAUAAAUAUCACAGAGGAUUAAAAGUGAUCGAAUAUAUACAGAGAGGGUUCCCCAGGUGACUGAGAAAGGUGCCCUCAAUGUGUCACUGAACUAUACAGGUCUGCUAGGUCCCAGCUUUGGCCCUUGUUAGAUGCAGGUUUGGUUUGCUACUUUCACAGCCUAGGUGAUAAUCUGUGCAAUAGAUCACAUGCCUGUUCAGAAGCUGCUUGAUUUUUAGUCCAGAAAUUUGCGCAUUGAAAAUUGGGUGUAAUUUCUGAAGAAUAAAGUGAGCUAAUUAAUAUAAAAAUCCAGCCAAAGGCUGUUUGCUUUGGCAGGGGGAGAUAUUUUGUGAUUUGGCCCUACUGAGACUGAGGCUGUAUGGAUGAUGUUGGAACAGAUUUUUAAAAUGCUGUUCUGCAAUUGCAUAACCUGUUGACUUGUUGAUGGAAUGCAAGAAAAGGCUCAUUGGAAAUGGCACCAAAGGCAAAUGAAAUUACAACAGAGGGUGAGGAGGAGGGGAAAAAAACCUCUUAAAAACCUUCAGGAAAUUAUUGUGUACAAGAUAGCGACCUGCACUGUAGUGACCCACAGACUACUGAUGGUGUGUUUCAUUUCACUUUACAGAUAGCUUAUAGAGAUUGCUUGUCUUGGAAAAGUGCUAUUUUUUGUAAAUUUCACUAGUUUUGUGUUGUCACUGAUCCAUAUAGGAAAGUGCUUCUCCAUUCUGAUAGAGGCAAAGGCCAGUUAUUACAAGAAUAUUUGUUAAGUAAUCUUAGGAAUAACGAUCACCAAGAUGCCUAUGUCCUGCCAGGUUGUCAAGCAAGACUAAAUGCUUCAUAGCGUGCGAACAUUGCUCUCUUUCCCUGUUGAUAAUCUGCCAUUUAACUUUACAUUUGGUUAAGUUCAAAAGCUAUUACUUUGUGACUUUGUCAGUACUUUGUUACACUGAAUAAAACAGAACAAUUAUGUUUAAGCAAAAAAACAUUAAAAAUGUAUUUUAAACUGA
Messenger RNA from Rhincodon typus (whale shark), 10474 nucleotides. RefSeq names its product heterogeneous nuclear ribonucleoprotein U-like protein 1. Lineage: Eukaryota; Metazoa; Chordata; Chondrichthyes; Orectolobiformes; Rhincodontidae. Bases 7088 to 7951 code for a protein of 287 amino acids. The transcript has 5 exons. The record is from RefSeq and is a predicted model, not a curated record.